AUUGGUUUACAUAAGCACUAAUGUUUGAAAGUGCCCUGUCCUUGAGUUUUACAUCCUCUCGCUCUCGAUUAUGUCCAUAGAGACAGAACAAUGGGAUUCAUUUACACUCUCCGCGUUUUAAUCAAAUCAAUUUUGGUCCUUAUUUUGUGGUCCAAAUGCGAGGGUCGGGAGUCAGAGUUUAACUACGUCACCUGCGGUUCGCUUGUGAAAUUGCUGAACACGAGACACAACGUUCGGCUGCACUCUCAUGAUGUAAAAUACGGCUCAGGCAGUGGUCAGCAGUCUGUGACGGGCGUGGAGAGUGCAGAUGACGCCAACAGUUACUGGAGGAUUCGGGGGAAGCCCGACGGGACCUGCCAACGCGGCGUGCCCAUCCGGUGUGGUCAGGCCGUCCGCAUCACGCACAUGACCACGGGACGCAACCUCCACACACACCACUUUAGCUCGCCGCUGUCCAACAACCAGGAGGUGAGUGCGUUCGGCGAGAACGGCGAGGGGGAUGACCUGGACGUGUGGCGAGUGCAGUGCGACGGCUCCAUCUGGGAGCGGGACGAGGCGGUGCGCUUCAAACACGUCGGCACCGACGCCUUCCUGAGCGUGACGGGCGAGCAGUACGGCAACCCCAUCCAGGGGCAGAGGGAGGUGCACGGCAUGAGCACUGCCAACCAGAACAACUACUGGAAGGCUAUGGAGGGUGUGUUCAUUCUCCCCAGCCAAGAACCGCUGAGACACCAUCACGAAGAGCUCUGAUGACAUCGUCAAGCUAACGAGACACCAUCACGGAGAGCUCUGAUGACAUCAUCAAGCUAACGAGACGCCGUCACGAAGAGCUCUGAUGACAUCAUCAAGCUAACGAGACGCCAUCACGGAGAGCUCUGAUGACAUCAUCAAGCUAACGAGACACCGUCACGAAGAGCUCUGAUGACAUCAUCAAGCUAACGAGACGCCGUCACGAAGAGCUCUGGUGACAUCGUCAAGCUGCUGCGUCACGGUGAGCUCUGACGUCAUGACGAGCUCUUGACGACGUCACAAUGAGUGCCGACGAUCUCAUCGGACAUCGUCACAUAAUAUUGCGCCUCUGCUUCUUCUGAAACGGAACCCUAUUCUAUAAUAUAUACAUACCCACAUGACUCUGAUCAACAAAAAUAGUGCGCUAAAAUAGGGAGCCACGUCAGACGGUGCAAGUCGACUGCAGGAUGACACUGAUGCAGCAGCUACCUGGGUCAAGAUGGCGCCUAUGACUUUGUUAUGACAUUCUUUCGUAUACCCGUUAGCCAACCGGGAACAACUUUUGAUGACUAUUGACUACUGAAUAUAGGCUUACGUUAGGAGCGUCCGGCUCUGUGCAGUCGGUCUCUGGUGCCGGGAGCAGACAGGGAGAUGAGAAGGUUGUCUGACGAUGAGAAUCGGUUGACGUUUUUGAAUUUGACACAUCUCUGAACAAAAUGGGAUUGAAGAAUUUGGCUUUGGUUAGUUUGAGGGAGAAUGUGGUGAGGCAGUUGUCCUGCUCUGAUAUCAGAGGUAUUAGCACCUGCCUGCAGGGGGGGGGGGAAUCUAUGGGAAACUGCCAUUUCCAGGUGAAUCUACUGUGCCUGUCUACUCCUUAGCGACCGACAUCCUGAUGGCAAUAAAAACAAACAUUGUCUGGAUUUUUCACUUCCAAGGUUGACACCUGUAGCUGCUGUGCUCACCCUUUAGCUCUAGCUGCUGUGCUCACCCUUUACCUCUAGCUGCUGUGCUCACCCUUUACCUGUAGCUGCUGUGCUCACCCUUUACCUCUAGCUGCUGUGCUCACCCUUUACCUCUAGCUGCUGUGCUCACCCUUUACCUCUAGCUGCUGUGCUCACCCUUUACCUCUAGCUGCUGUGCUCACCCUUUACCUCUAGCUGCUGUGCUCACCCUUUACCUCUAGCUGCUGUGCUCACCCUUUACCUCUAGCUGCUGUGCUCACCCUUUACCUCUAGCUGCUGUGCUCACCCUUUACCUGUAACAAUGACAUCACAUUUAGACACCACCUACUGUGAGGCCUUUCCCCCGGGAACAUGACUCACCUGACUUGCUUUUGGGAGUGUUUUCUUAUUGUGUUUAGACUUAUUUUAUGUUUGAAUGUCGGGAAAGGAUAUUGUUUAUUUGUAUAGUGGAAGACCAUAUGAUUGAAGUUAUUUGGAACACCAUUUUUAAGGCUGUUUAUUUUUUAGUUUUCUGCCGUUUUCAUUGUGGGUCAUCGGGGAGGAUAUUUUCUAGUCUGUAAUAUAGAGCCUCAACUCCAUAUGUUAUCAUGAAACACCUUCGUUUGGGCUAGUUGCUCUUUCGACGAUGAAUAACAAAUGAAUAAAAACAUUGUGUUUCUGUG
Molecule: messenger RNA, 2353 nt
Organism: Oncorhynchus mykiss (rainbow trout)
Lineage: Eukaryota; Metazoa; Chordata; Actinopteri; Salmoniformes; Salmonidae
Gene: sdf2l1
Product: stromal cell-derived factor 2-like 1
Source: RefSeq, a predicted model, not a curated record